Messenger RNA from Aplosporella prunicola CBS 121167, 858 nucleotides. RefSeq lists its product as uncharacterized. NCBI's taxonomy places the organism in Eukaryota, Fungi, Ascomycota, Dothideomycetes, Botryosphaeriales, Aplosporellaceae. The record is from RefSeq and is a predicted model, not a curated record. The transcript is spliced from 2 exons. The coding region runs from base 1 to 858 and encodes 285 amino acids.
AUGGGCUACUCCAGAAACGGUCAUCGUAUCGAAUACGCAAAGUUCGUCGCCGAAGAAAUAGAACCGUCCCAAGAGUUCAAAGUGUUGGAUGCACUUAUAAAACAGCCAGACGCCAAUCCCUCCGACACGGUACAGCAAAUCUUAAGCAUGACGUAUGACUAUUUAAAAGACCCCAAGUCAUUUGGAUCGUUUGGGUUUUUCUGGCCUGUGGCCAAUGCCUUCGUUGAGCUUGCCCAACGCACAACACCAGACCAACAGCGAAAGCUCAUUGCCGUCUGGAUAGAACUUCAGAAUACUACAAUUCCGGACCCGGACAGUGUCACUGGUGAGCCUUUAAGGCACGGCGAGGAACGUAUUUGGAAUGACCUUCCCCUCUGUGGUGUCACAUUAUGUGAUGAGAUGCAGGCAUAUCGCCCUACGCGUUACCCAACUGAGCCUGAAGAGAACUUCAACUUGCCCGAAGAGGAAGAUCGCUGGGAACGCCUAUCGACUUUUGUUGCGCAGCUCACUGGGAUUUCCAAUGACCCAGAAAACGACUCAUCCAAUAUGUGGGCAAUUUCCGGUAUUGUAGAGGGUCUCGGGCCAUGGAAUUUCCCAACUAUAAACAAUGACCAUGCCGUUCGGACGGCUUGUUUGUGGUUCAUCUAUGCUGGGAAGAAAGUGUGGGCCAAAGUCCGGGAGGGGCAACUCUUUAGAGACAAUCAUCCGAGCGACAAAGAGCAGCCUGCUUACGACCUCGAGCGAUGGGCAGACUGGAAGCAGAAGCUGAGCGAGUGGCGAUCGAGUUGUACGGAUGAAAGAACGCGAAGUAUGAUCGGGGAUGCUUUGGAGCAAAUCAAGCGUGUUGAGCUAGAGUAA